AUGGCGCGCUUCAACUUCAACUCGCUCCCGGGGUUUCUCAAAUCGGCCCCUCCGGCAUCUAUCAGGAUUAUUCUCCUACUCAUAUCUAUCAACGUCCUGGUCUGGAUCGCUGCCGGUAUCAUUCUCCACUUCAACCCGUCCUUGAUCGCCCCGGCGGCGCUCUCAUACGCGCUGGGGCUCCGCCACGCCCUCGAUGCCGACCACAUCUCGGCCAUCGACCUCAUGACCCGUCGCCUCAUCGCCUCGGGUCAGCGGCCCGUCACCGUCGGCACCUUCUUCUCGCUCGGCCACUCCACCAUCGUUGUGAUCACGUGCAUCGUCGUCGCCGCCACCAGCGGCGCCCUGCGCGAUCGCUUCGACGACUUUACCCGCGUGGGUAACAUCAUCGGCACCAGCGUCAGCGCCGCGUUCCUGCUGAUCCUGAGCGCGGGCAACGGGUGGGUGCUCUACCGCCUCGUCUGUCGCCUGCGCGAGGUUUUGGCCGAGCAAGGCCGGCCGAGGGUUCUGGACCAGGACGACGACCCAGAUGUGGAUGCUGGAGCGGCAGCUGGUUUGGGCUUGGACGGAACGGGGUUUUUGUCUAGGGUUUUCCGGAGGCUGUUUAACGUGAUCGAUCGGCCGUGGAAGAUGUUCCCGCUUGGCGUCCUGUUUGGCCUUGGCUUCGACACGAGCUCCGAAAUCGCGAUUCUCGGCAUCACGAGCCUGCAAGGUGCCGCCGGCACCAGUCUGUGGCUGAUUCUGAUCUUUCCCAUACUCUUCACAGGCAAGUGGUCGUCUCUCAACCCCUCUGGCAUGUGCUUGGUCGACACCUCGGACGGCGCCCUAAUGAUGGGCCUCUACUCCUCCAAAGCCUUUGCCCGGGACCAGGUCGCCAUCCUGUACUACUCCAUCGUGCUCACCGGAAUCACCGUCUUCAUAUCCGCGUUCAUCGGCGUGAUCCAGGUCUUGUCUCUGGUCCAGAAUGUGGCCGAUCCCCAAGGCGGCUUCUGGGACGGCGUGGGAGCAAUUAGCGACAACUUUGACAUUAUAGGAGGAAGUAUAUGCGGGCUUUUUCUCGUCAUCGGUAUUGGCUCCGUUGUUGUGUACAGGCCGUGGCGGAGGCGGAUGGAUAGAAGGACGGAAGCACCGCUUGUGGGGGACACGGAUGGCGAGGGGAGGUAUGCAAGUCCUAACCGCUCGGACGCGAAUGAAAAUGUGUGA
Molecule: messenger RNA, 1200 nt
Organism: Pyricularia pennisetigena
Lineage: Eukaryota; Fungi; Ascomycota; Sordariomycetes; Magnaporthales; Pyriculariaceae
Exons: 2
Coding region: 1-1200 (399 amino acids)
Biological process (GO): nickel cation transmembrane transport
Cellular component (GO): plasma membrane
Molecular function (GO): nickel cation transmembrane transporter activity
Source: RefSeq, a predicted model, not a curated record